Molecule: messenger RNA, 429 nt
Organism: Fusarium sp. VM40
Lineage: Eukaryota; Fungi; Ascomycota; Sordariomycetes; Hypocreales; Nectriaceae
Source: the annotation of a GenBank genome assembly
AUGUCUGAUACCAUUGAACCUUCUCGUGCCUCGUCCACACUUGGUAAAUGGGUUGAGGAACUUUACAACCGCAUUUUCGUUCAGCCAGACGAUCAGGUGUCGACGAAUGCUUUGAAGGACGAUGUUACCCCGGAUUUUGUUGCGAGAAUCAACCACGACCAAUUCACGCGUCAAACAUUCAUGGAAGCUAUUCAGAAGUUUCGCGUCGAUAACAGAACAAGCAUUCAGAGCACUAAGGAUAUACAAAUCUGGGAGGCAACCGACGGAUCUGGCGCUGGGUGUGUCGCGCAGUACAUGCAUUUUACCGACAUCAGCAAGGAGACUGGCGUUGGACCCAAGUCGUCUACUCUGCUGAUCGCAAGUGUUAAGGUUAUUGAUGGAAAGAGGAAGCUAGUUGAAUUGACUGAGGUGUUGAAGACAUCCGAGUAA